AUGGCAUCAGCUCAAGUCUGCCCAGUCGUUGGCACAACCAACUCUAUCCUUCCGCCCAGCCAUCCAUCAGUCGACCUCGACCAGCCAGGCCAGACGUGCCCGGUGACAAACGCAACCACAGAUCACCACCACACGCUUGCUCAGCAUCCGAAAGUCCCCAUACCAGACGGCACAAGCGCAGCAGAUGCCACCGCAUGUCCAGUUCUCGAGAGAGUGGUCUCGCAACCACAGAGCAAGGCUAUGGAUGAUAAGAUCUGCCCUGUCGUGGGUCCUUCCACCAGAUCAUCCAUCGAUCGAGAAUCCUACAAACGAGACGUGCCCGGUAACAAAGGCAACCUUAUCACACCACAAGGUAAGUAG
Lithohypha guttulata is the source of this 360-nucleotide messenger RNA. RefSeq lists its product as uncharacterized. The record is from RefSeq and is a predicted model, not a curated record. NCBI's taxonomy places the organism in Eukaryota, Fungi, Ascomycota, Eurotiomycetes, Chaetothyriales, Trichomeriaceae. Bases 1 to 360 code for a protein of 119 amino acids. The transcript is spliced from 2 exons.